Aplosporella prunicola CBS 121167 is the source of this 1462-nucleotide messenger RNA. RefSeq lists its product as uncharacterized. Bases 139 to 1341 code for a protein of 400 amino acids. NCBI's taxonomy places the organism in Eukaryota, Fungi, Ascomycota, Dothideomycetes, Botryosphaeriales, Aplosporellaceae. The transcript has a single exon. The record is from RefSeq and is a predicted model, not a curated record.
GCGCCCGAAUCGAACGACAACGCCGCAGAAGCCGAUGUGCACAUCCCGUCGGAUUUUCAACUGUCGGAUUUCGACCGUCACGUCCUGGACGGAGGCAUUGGGAAAGCAGCGGAAGUUGCCGCACGCGUUGUGCUGAAAAUGGCCAUCAUUCAAGGCGCGAACAGCCUGAUUGACGUGAGCCAAGCCCACAUUGACGGCUGUCUCUACACCGGCCCAGCAACCCUCUUGUUUGCUCAACAGCUCUGCAAAUGGGGCGCUAGAGUGCGAAUCCCCGCCACUCUCAACUCCAUCUCCAUCGACCGGGGGCGAUGGGUGGUUCAAGGCAUCAAGGCAAGUCUUGCCGAACCAGCCGGCCAGCUCGCGGACGCCUACGUCGAGAUGGGCGCGCGACCCACGUACACAUGUGCGCCGUACCUGCUCGACAGCGCUCCUGCCAGUGGUGCGCAAGUCGUGUGGGCUGAGUCCAAUGCCGUCGUGUACGCAAACAGUGUCCUCGGUGCCCGCACAAUGAAGUACCCGGACUACCUGGACAUCUGCAUCGCCUUGACCGGACGUGCACCGAAUGCCGGCUGCCAUAUCAAAUCAAACCGCCAGGCACGCAUUGCAAUUUCCGUCCCACCAGUUUCGAACGCCGAUGACGCACUCUUCCCGCUUCUGGGCUACGUCGUCGGCGAUAUCGCUGCAAGCCGGAUCCCGCUCGUGACAGGCCUGGAAGCAACACCAAUCUCAAACGACAACCUUAAGGCCUUCGGCGCUGCAUUCGCGACCACUUCUUCUGCACCAAUGUUCCACGUCGCUGGCAUAACGCCCGAAGCCAGUACAGCGGUGGACCAGGCACGCCAUCUUUCCUCCAGCACUUCUACCGUAGCACUCGCGCACGAUGACCUUGUGAUGGCCUGGCGCAAGCUCGACAGCGGCGCAAGCACCACCGUCGACCUCGUUGCGCUCGGAAAUCCGCACGCUUCCUACACCGAGCUCGCGCAACUCGCGGCGCUCUGUUCUAGCUGCACGAAAAGCCCCAACGUCGCGCUGGUCGUGACAUGCGGGCGCGAGACGUACGAACGCGCCGCCAGCGACGGAUUUAUUGAUACGCUGGCGGCGUUCGGGGCGCAGAUCAUCACGGACACGUGCUGGUGCAUGAUUUCGGAGCCGGUGAUUUCACCGCAGGCGAAGACAAUCAUGACGAAUUCGGGGAAGUAUGCGCAUUAUGGUGCUGGGCUGACGGGGAGGAGUAUGCGGUUUGGGAGCAUGGAAGGAUGCGUGAGGGCGGCGUGUGGGGAGGAGGUGGAGAAGGUAGUGCCGGAGUGGUUAGGUGGUGGUGGUGACGAUGAUGGGAGGUAAUAAUCCAUGGUCAAAGUAUUCAGAAUCUCGCACCACACGGCACCAAACCCAGGCAUAUAUGUCCAAAGAGCUAUUUCCAUCCACCAGCGCACUCAAUCACAGCAACGCAGCAUUACCUCCG